Coregonus clupeaformis (lake whitefish) is the source of this 7480-nucleotide messenger RNA. RefSeq names its product transmembrane protein 132C-like. The transcript has 9 exons. The coding region runs from base 928 to 4236 and encodes 1102 amino acids. The record is from RefSeq and is a predicted model, not a curated record. Lineage: Eukaryota; Metazoa; Chordata; Actinopteri; Salmoniformes; Salmonidae.
UUUAAGAGGGCGGAGUGUCAGGUCUUUAUAGCUUGGCUAUAUCUGCAGCAGUGCACAUGGAUACAAGCGGAGACAAACGCAAAUAAGUAUUUCAUGCUGCAUAGUCAGCCGCCACAUGGAGUGCCGAAGUUUGAUAAAAACUGAUAUACAACAACAGCUAACUGACGGCUAUGUUGUACUGUAUCCGACAUGGGAUUCAUCUUUGUUCCCGCUGUAAAGAACCUGUAUUGGAGUUAGUCUAAGCGUGAUUUGAAACAUUUAUUUUUCUACGGGUGACAGGACACCUGAAGAACUAUAUGAAAACACUUUAUUGUGCAUUUCUAUCACACCGUGAGUCGUCUGCAGCCAAAGUAUAAUUGAUUCUCAGUGAAAUUCUUGAGGUUCGACGAUAAGAGCGAUUACGCAUCGCCAUGAAACUUCACAUCGGUCUGCAAAUGAUGCAGAGGAGACAGGGAUGACAAACUGGUGAAGAAAGCGGAUUUAAAAUAUACUAUUAUAAUCUCUAUGUGAAAAUAUAAUUUUUGUAAUAACGGCUUCCAUGGUGAUUAUUCAUGAUCCCAUGUAGCAGAAGAAAACUAAAAGGCUACAAAUGAUCUUUGUCGAUACGUAACGCUGAAGUCCCCAUGCGUUAUUCAGUUAUCUGGAUAGCAAUGUGCAUGUAAACUGCAACUUGUAACAAGUAUUUUUAUGACUUAAUAUUUAUUACAUAUUGCCACGUUUUCAUUUACAUUCGAUAUUCAGCAAUGCGCACCUUUUGCUGAGGGCUGUUCACAUUGGAUAAUAGAAACGGGGAUGACUUUUUGGAACUUAAUAAACUAUCCAUUUGGAUGGUCAGUGGACAUUUGUAAAAAUCCCACAGUCAGUUUUGAUGCAGCCAAGUCUAUGAUUUGAAUCCCUUUUUGAAUGAUACAUUAUCACUAAAUCAAAAUGGAUUUUUUUCAAGAGGCGAAAAGAAACAUGUUGCAUCUCCAUGCGCUACAAUCAAUCAUGGUACUUUUAGGGGUAGCAGACUGUCGAGUCUUGGAGGGAUUGCAGAGAUUUUCAUCCAUCCCCACCUACUUGCCUGUCAACUACCAGGUGGUCAACGCAGAGUCUGCCUUCUUCCUGAAGGAGGCCAACCAGGAGUUUAUGAGGAACUCCAGCCUGCUGUCGCGGACGGAGCCCUUCUUCAUCUACCAGGCCCGCAGCAUGCCCUCAGUAAACGCCAGCUAUGGCCCCCUCUCUGUGGAGCAGCCUGUCCCCCCAGAGCUCAUCCAGAACCCUGGAGCCUUCGUGGCGUCCUCCAUGUUCACCUUCAACUGGAAGGUGCAGACCUUCAUCAUCCAGGACAGGAUCUACCUUGCCAAGCCCAGGGUCCAGGUGCUGUUCUACGUGGCCGGCAGGGACUGGGACGACUACAGCGCCAUCGACAAGCUGCCCUGCGUACGAAUGUUUGCCUUCCACGAGACCCAGGAGGUGCGUGGCACCUGCCAGCUGAAGGGGGAGCUGGGGCUGUGUGUGGCUGAGCUGGAGCCCCUGGCCGGCUGGUUCAGCCCCCCCAGCGUAGUGCCUGGGCGUCAGAGGACUAUAGAGCUGGCCGAGGGGACCACGGUGGAGCUCUACUACAUGUUACAGUCAACAGAGGCAGGGGAGUGCCACUCGGAGGAGGCCCAGAAAGGCAUCUCCAUCCGCUCGGAUCAAGAGGGGCUGUUUGGCUCAUCCACCUCCACCCCCAUGAGGAGGAUCGGCAGUGUGCGUCUGUACCAGAUCCCUGCCGCUCCUUUCCUGACUGAACACAGGCUGGAUAGUAACUUCCUGGUCAUGGUGCCAGCCAUGCCGAUGAGGCAGAGGGACACUGUCUCCGCCUUCAUCACUGCCUCAGCCUUCUCUCCUGUGGAAAUGUUCACCCUAAGGGUCAAGUUGAAAGAGGGCAUGGCGUUUCUGGGUGCCCGGCCCAGCAACCCCACCCUGUGGAUGGUGAGCCAGGAUGUGAGGAGUGAGGGGCACAGGGUGGUCACCCUCCAUUGCCGCAGGAAAGAGUCCAGCUACGGACAAAGGUCAGAGGUGGGUGUCCAGAGGGUCCUACAGGUGGAUCUGGAGGUGGACAGCUUCCUGGAUCCACUGGGCAGCCGCUGGAUUACGUGGCAGGUGGAGUACCCGGGCAGCCGUGCCACCACGCAGGAGGCAGAGACAGAGAUCCGGCUUGCCCAGAAAGACCUGGGGGGCAUUGUGCCCCUGGCCAUGGACACAGAGAUCCUGAACACGGCCGUGUUGACAGGAAAGACAGUGGCUGUCCCGGUGAAGGUGGUGACCAUCGGAGCAGACGGCACGGUCACUGACGUCUCAGAGGCAGUGGACUGUCGCUCCACAGAUGAAGAUGUGGUCAAGGUGUCAGACAGGUGUGACUAUGUGUUUGUGAAUGGGAAGGAGAUGAAGGGCAAGGUGAGGAUGAUGGUGAACUUCACCUACAGCUACCUGAGUGCUCAGCUGGAGAUGAACGUGUGGAUCCCACGGCUGCCCCUCCAGAUCGAGGUGUCUGACACAGAGCUCAGCCAGAUCAAGGGGUGGAGGGUUCCCACCACGGCAAGCAGCCAAAGGUCUGCACGGGACAGUGAUGAUGAGGAUGAUGAAGACCGGAGAGGGAGGAGCUGCACGUUACAGUACCAGAAUGCCAUGGUUCGAGUUUUGACAUACUUUGUGGCCGAAUCCACCGACCCACGUGGUCAGCUGACCUUCAUGCUGGGCAGUGAUUGGCAGGUGGACAUCACUGGGCUGGUGUGGGACUUCCUGAAGGUGGAGAACCCCCAGAUAGCUCAGCUACAGGACAGACGCAUACUUGUGGGACUAGACAUGGGGAUGACCACCAUCCAGGUGCUAUCCCCCCUGUCUGACUCCAUCCUGGCAGAGAAAACUGUGACGGUGGUGGAUGACAAAGUGACCAUCACAGAACUGGGGGUGCAGCUGGUCACCGGCCUGGCUCUGUCCCUGCAGCUCAGCCCAGGAAGCAACAGGGCUAUCCUCGCCACGGCAACCACACAGGAAGUGCUGCAGAGCCCCAAACAGGAGGCCCUGAUCAGCGCAUGGCUGCAGUUCAGUGAUGGCUCCAUGGCUCCUCUGGACCUGUACAACCCAGACUACUUUGUCCUGAUGGCUACAUCUCUGGAUGAGGAGGUGGUGACGGUGCAGCAAGACCCCUUCUGGAAGUGGCCUGUGAUCGUGACCGAGUCCGAGGGCCAGGGCCUGCUGGUCAGGGUGGAGAUGACCGUCUGUGAGCUCUGCCAGAAGUUCAAACGCCGCAGCGUGCUGGCUGCAGGCAACUGCAACGUCAGGGUGAAGUUUGGCCUGAGCGACACCGGCACCUCCAGAGGCAGUGACUACGGGCCAGAGGGCGAGGAGCUGGAGAACAGGGCCAGCGACCGCAGACAGCAGUCCCCUUCCCAGGACAGGACUGGUCUGGACGCCCACUACUACGGCAGCUCCAUCUCUGACAUGGACAACGGGGUCAUGAGGAGGGUCACCACCACCACCACCAAGAGUACCAUCGUCAGGAGGCCCAAUGGAGACAAGCUGUCAGACGAUGGGAACCAGGUCCAGAACAUGCCAGACCUCUCUGAAUUCCCUGCUCAGGUCGACCUCCCUCGCAGCCGCAACAUGGACGAUGAUCUGAUCCAGACAGCCCGGGGCCUCACUGACCUGGAGAUUGGCAUGUACGCCCUGCUAGGGGUCUUCUGCCUGGCCAUCCUGGUCUUCCUCAUCAACUGCAUCUCCUACACCCUCAAGUACCGCCACAAAGAGAUGUCCAUCGAGGGCCAGGAGAGCAUGAACCACGCCCAUGACUGGGUGUGGCUGGGGAACGAGGCGGAGCUGCUGGAGAGUCAAGUUAGUCUGUCCCCCCAGCAGGACGAGCUCACCUCCAUGGUGGACUGCACUGCGGGGCUGGAGGAGGGCAGCCACCUGCUCAACGGGGCCUCUGUCCAGAAGAACGUGCAGGGCCAGGUGCACCGGGCAGCAGACACUGGGGGCUGCACAGCCAAGGACAGCAAAGGAGACUCGCCGACCACAAAGAGGAAGCGUGUGAAGUUCACCACGUUCACCACCAUCCUGCCGGACAAUGGCUGCCCCACUGUCAGCACACUGAGCAUGGGUCACAGCCAGGACAUUAAGUGGGUGUGUCAAGACGUAGAGCUAGGGGACUACAAGGAGCCCUGGAACUACAUGGAGAGGUUAAAUGACAGUGCUUUAAAAGAGGUGGCGUAGUCUGUGUGCUCAGUGCACUUACAGCGAACUCACCCUUAUGCCUUUCACAGUGAAGUUGGCCUGGACAACACCUAAAACUAAACCCAGAGGAGGUUGAAAUCUGGAAAAUGUAUUCAAUGGGACAAAAACAGUAAUGAUACCACACAGGAAUAAUUGAAAAUCAUUAACUUGAAAAUAAAUGAGGAUGUCUGUUUAUUUUUUGAUAAUUUGUUUAUCUCUUAAUAUCUUCCUACCUUUUUAUCAUUAUUUCAUUAUGGUUAUUUUGUAGGUAGACUUAAACCAUGUUCCCAGACUAGCUCUGCAUUACUGACAAAACUACGGAAUGUUAAGCAGAUGAAAUGUGGAUUUAAGAAUGUAAUCUGAAUAAAUAUGUAAGAUGUAUAUAAAGUACUCAUAGAAAGGUUUUGGAAGUUUUGUAGCAUUUUGAAUAUUGAUUUCCUAUUGCACAUAGUUUUUUUUUAAUCAUUAUUUUAUUAUGGUUAUUUUGUAGGUAGACUUAAACCAUGUUCCCAGACUAGCUCUGGAUUACUGACAAAACUAGGAAAUGUUAUGCAGAUGAUAUGUAGAUUUAAGAAUGUAAUAUGAAUAAAUAUUUAAGAUGUAUAUAAAGUACUCAUAGAAAGGUUUUGGAAGUUUUGUAGCAUUUUGAAUAUUGAUUUCCUAUUCCACUUAGUUUAAAACAAUAUAUAUAUAUAUAUAUAUAUAUAUAUAUAUAUAUAAAUGUCUGGCCUCCCAGAAUAGACCAGAGAUAGCCUACAGAACAUCCUGCAUGCGGUUUGAAAUGAAGGCACAUGGCUAUGUAUAUACUGAACAGUCCUCCUACAAGCCAUUGUAUUGUUGCUCUAUAUAUUGUAUUUUCAUAUCUAUCAUUUAAAGAAUAUUCAACAAUGUAGAGUAUGCGUGUCCACUUCUAUCCACUAACCACAUGGAAAUACAUUAAACACGCUCACAGGAAUUUCUCUUUGCUGCCCACUAUCUUCAAUGACUGGAGAUUAGUGCUUUUCCAUGUUAUGUCUUCAUAUAAGCCACACAGUAUAAUUAAUAUGGUGUAGGAGUUGUAAUCGACUACAAUAAUUACCAGUAAUGGAAUCAUUUCACAAAGGCUACAUUUCCAUGGUGAAGAAAACUAUUCACCCAUUAGGCCACUGUAAGUCAUUUGCUGCUCUUCUAUUCUCAGAAUUUAGCCAAACAUACUUAACUCAACUGUAUAUUAGAUCAAUCCAUUAAGCUUUGUAGCACAACAGCUAGAUUUGGAUAAAGGAUGAAGCUGUCUCCAAUUAUUCCACCAGCAACUAUUAGAGUGAUUCUCUACAAUAACAUGACGCCUACUGCAUGAAUAAUGAUUGUUCUACAUGUUAAUGUGACAUUUCCUCUACAACCCCUCACAUUAAAAUACUGUGAGCUUUGGCAGAAAUGCCAAUUAUGGUCAAAUUAACCCAUCUCUGAGCCUGCAGAAAUGCUCGGCGAGGACAAAGUGGAAUGGGAUUUCCUCUUGCUCUUUUGAAAUGGAAAAUUCCCAUCAUCAACCCUAAUAAAUAAGCCAAGCAUUCUACAGUAGGUGGGGAAAGAGGAUGGGGAAAACAUUUCCACUGUAGUUACUUCAAAUAUGAGUAAUUUAGCUAACCAGCACAGUCAUAAUAUCAACUUGACAUCAAUAAUCAAUGUGACUUUUUGAGAUCAUGUUGCAAUAUCUACUGCUAGGGAGUAGACACUAGACAGACAGCUGAGCCAGCAAAUUACAGCAAUAUCCUUUCACUGCUGAAUUAAACUAGUUGUUGUGUCUACAAGGCCCAUUGAAUAGUGCUCUCCUGAAAGCUCAUGUGCACUGAUAGGAGCCCUCCUCAUUCCUUUAUCCAUUUAGUUCAAGUAGCUUGUCUACAUGAUUCCCUGCUGCUCCUGCGGUUCCUCUAUUGAUCUUACGCUCUAUGGUGAAUGAAAACCUCCCUUCUAUCUCUGUUUAUCUCUUCCUCCCUCUGUCUUUCCCUCUGUUUCUCUCUCCUCUCACUCUUUGUCUCUGUUUCUCCCCUGUCCUGAUGAAUGAUUUUUUCUUUUUCCUCUGCUCUUUUUUCUUCCCCUGUGUGAUUUGGCCUAUGCUGUGGCUCUAUCAGUGGAGUGGAGUGGGAUUGAUGUGGGGGCUGUGUGCAGUGCAGUGUGCUGGGACUGUGAACGCUGUGCACUGUGGACUGUGAAGGGCGCAGAGAGCCAUCCAGGCCUAGGAAGAAUUUAACAUGAUUGAUGGAGGGAAGGAGGGCCCUCUGUAAUUAAUACACCACUAUCACUCUGUUUCUUUGCCCAGUGGUGACUUUGGCCUUGCCACUUAGAGACAAAGCAGCAGCACAGGCUAUUACAAGUCCACUUGUUCCUUUGUUUUAUCCCUCCUGAGUCUCUGUUUGGAAAUAGAUAUACCUAAAUGAAAUUACAGAUAUAAUACGUUUGCUUUGUAGUCCAGGCAAACAUAAAUAAAACUCCCAUAGGACUCCACUUGGAUAUACUUAACUGAAUUGACCAUGAGACCAGCAGUACACUCACAGUAAAUGAGGAGCUGUUCUGUUCUCCCUGUGGUAGUGAUGUACACUCUGUGUGUUUACUCUCUCGAAAUUGACUUAUGUAGCUUACUGUUAUAUAUAUAUUUUUGGUACAUCUUUUGCAGUGUGUUAUAAUAACUAACAUACACAGACUCAAGCAUCUACAAACACGCGCACGGGCACACACACACAGACUUCACACAUCGUUUGAGGUUGAGUUCUCAGACUGUGCUGGUGAUCCUUCUAAAUUUUGGAAAACCAUAAAUGCACUGAAGCGUGGAAAUGCCUUUCCUCCCCUGCCUAAGCAAGUUGUCUCAGAUUCUGGCAUCAUUACUGAGAAAAAUAAGAUAAGUGAUUCUUUUAAUCAGCAUUUUAUCUCUGCAGGCUUUUUAUUUGAAAUAAAUUGUGGUUUAAUUAACCCUGGUCAGUCAGUCGACUGCUCUUCCCUCUCCCAGCCUACAGUUGGCUCAUUGGAAGAUCAUUCAACUUCUAGCGAAUCUAGAGCAACUUUCUACUUGUGAUGUGCUAGAUGCCUUGCUUAAGAUAGAUGUCGACAAAACAAAAUACGCUAGACAAGGUGGGAUCUUUUUGUGUGAAUUAUUCGAGAAAUGUCGGUGGAAACCCUUUAAUGCGCAAGUAUUUAUAUAAUCGUAUCGAAGUAAACUUGGAGUCACGCGAUGACAUGUGGUGUGGUCCUCCCACUACUGUGAGUCAGGAAA